UUUUGUUGUUGUUGUGGCGGGAGGCAGAAAUACUUUACUCUUGUUAUCCCACAGUUUAUGAAAAUGAAAACACUGAUCACACCUGACUCCAUCAAACGAGGCACAUAUAGUUGUUUGCUUUUGUUUUAUUGGAUUUUGUUUUAGGUUCACAUUUUAAGCGAGAAGCUGGACUUCAGUCGUGUUCAGUCAAAGUGCGGCUCCAAGGAUAAUCUGAAGCACACGCCCAAAGGAGGCAAUGUCAUGAUCCCAAGUGUUAAACUGGACUUUAGCCACGUUCAGUCUAAAUGUGGCUCCCUGGACAAAAUCCAGCACACGGCCGGAGGAGGAAAUAUCCAGAUCCAGACCAAGAAGAUCGACGUGAGCCACGUCACCGCCAAAUGUGGCUCAAUGUCCAACAUCCGCCACAGGCCAGGGGGCGGUCAAGUGCGCAUUGACAAUGUGAAGCUGGACUUUAAGGAUAAGGCCCAGCCCAAGGUCGGCUCGCUGGACAACACCAGCCACACUCCUGGGGGGGGCAACAUUAUGAUCGAGAGCCACAAGCUGACCUUCCGGGAAACGGCUAAAGCCCGAGUCGACCACGGUGCAGAGAUCGUCGUCACCCACUCCCCCGGCGUGGAGACGGGAGGCACCUCCCCUCGCCUGUCCUCCGCCGGCAGCAUCAGCCUCCUGGAGUCACCACAGCUCUGCACGCUGGCCCAGGACGUCACCGCCGCUCUCGCCAAGCAGGGCUUAUGAGCUGGCUGCUCCCGCUUCGGUUACCCACAAAAAAAAAAGAAAAAAAAAUCCACAGCAUCACUCCCAUCAGUCUCAGUGUUCUCCCAGCAUUCCUCACACACCCCACCCCACAGGCUGUUGUAGUUGAUUGACUGUCUCGUCCGUCAACGACCCUUCCACACAUUCCAGUGGGAUUUUACUCUUUAUUUCUUCUUCAUUCCGCUCAUACGGACUUUUCUGUUUAGUUUCAGGCCGAGUGCUCCGGUUCGACUGGACGUGCGUGUCGAUGAGAAGAGUCGAUGGUUUUACGAUUGUACAGUGAUUAUUUUUUAGCUUGAAAAGCAUCACCACAUUCCACGUGUACGGGGGAAACAUUUAACUCCAUCCAGAAUUUAUACGGUACCGAAUGCAAGAUAUAGAAACUAGAAACUAGACGGGAGUCUUAAAGAAACACGUAUGGUUGAUGAGCAUGUCUGCAAAAAAAAGUGACAUUUGAAGUCAAACGACAUGAAAUGUUUUGGGUUUGUCGGUUGGAUUUUGAUCGUAUGAUUUCCUGAUAUGUGCUGAAUCGUUGUUCUGUUUUCUUUUUAUAUAUAUAUAUAUAAAUGUCACUGUAGUGGAAGUUGUCCCUGGUUUUGUAUGUUCCCUGUGGCUGCUCUGGCUUAUUAGCACCUCAGCGUGGAUAACCACAGCAGUUAUGUGAGUCAAGUGCUAAAAGAUUAGCUUUCCAAUAGAUCCUCUCUUGUUUUACUUCUCUCAAACCAAUAGGCUGCUCUUUUUUUAAUUUUUACGUUUGCUUCGUGGUUUCAUCAGGCUACAACAACGCUGUUAUGCUGGCAUGGCCAAUAAAACAUAAAACUACAUCUGUUUGGAGAAAUUUAAAACUUUUCAGUGUCUUUACUUCAGUCUGCUCCUGUGACUUGUGUCCUUGUGCAGAAACUGGGUCGUAUGUUUGUGAAAGACUAGAAGAGAAAGAGGAAAAAGGGGAAAGCAAGAAGCUUUAUAUGAGAACACUUGUUUUGACAGAGCAGCUUCGUGGCCCUUUUGUGUGAUUGAACCGAAAACGACCAAGACCCUCGACUUCAAGCUGUUAGAAUUCAUAAAAAAAAGAUUUAAAAACAGGAACAUAUUCUCUGCUCUCCGUUGUGAAACCCCUUCUGCCCCGAUGUCCGCUCCCGCCCCCCCCCACAGUGUUUUUCUGUGCUUCCAUCCUCUUGCCCCCGUGCUCCCCAGCGCCCCCUUCUGCCUGUGUAAAGUGUAUUUAAAAGACCAUGUAGAUGUGUGCACACUUUCUGAUGUUCUGAUGACAAGCGCUCCUGCAGGAUGACGACAACACAAAUAAAGAAAAUAAAAACGGA
Messenger RNA from Paralichthys olivaceus (Japanese flounder), 2072 nucleotides. The record is from RefSeq and is a predicted model, not a curated record. Lineage: Eukaryota; Metazoa; Chordata; Actinopteri; Pleuronectiformes; Paralichthyidae.